GCGCUCGUGCACCAUCGUUUGUCGUGGCAGAAUGGGCGUGGGUACAUGGUAGCAUAUAAGUUGGUUCUAUAGUACAACAGACAAUCCCCGGCAUCUCUUGGCAUCUUGUUGGCUGUAGUUGACUUCCUGCUUGCAGACAAGCGCCGGCGAUGUUUCGGCAAGCGGUGAAAUUGGCCUGCCACACCUGGUUCGGCGCGUGCUUGACGUGGGGGCUCAUCAUCGAUUGGGCUGGAUGCGUGGUCAUCACCACGAUCUUGCCGGACGGCCAGGCCCAGAGGAGGUGUUGCCAGUGGAGCCAUUACGUGUUUCGAUGCUUCAUGCUCAGCUCCUGCCCCUGGAUCCGCGUGUCUCGGCCGCCAGUGGAGGAAGUGACAAGGCUGCUCAACCGCGAAAGGGUUUGCGUGUUGAUGAACCACACAAGCUUCGGUGACAGUGUCAUGUUCGUCGCCACUACUCCCUCCAACAUCAUCUGGCGCUACCGGACCCUGAUGAAGAGCACCCUGUUUGAUUGGCCCUUUCUGGGUGGUGUUUGUAGAAUGGUGGGACACUUUCCCGUUCUCUUCCGAAGCAAGGACGAGAAUUCGUUCGCCGUGGACAAGCCGGAGCAAGCCAAGAUAAUGGAGAAGGUGAAAGCACACGUCGAGUCAGACGGAUGCCUGUGCCUGUUCCCCGAGGGAAAAAUCAACCGCAACCCUGCAGUCCUCUGCCCAUUCCGAAGGGGCACGUUCGGGGUGGCGGAAGAGAUGAACAUGGCCGUGGUGAGCCUCACGACGGUCGGGUGCGACGAGUCUUGGCCCAGAGAGUCCCCGGUCGGGGGCCUGCCGGCCAGGAUAGUGAUAAGGCUGACCGAGAUCGCCGAGGCGGGCCAUGGGCUGACGGCGGCGGCGCUGCAGGAGAAGGCCGAGGCGUCCAUGCAGGCGGACGUUACGUCUUUGCUUCAGGCAAGGGACGCUUGAUGCUGCGGGUUGUUGGGAGGUUUUUGGUGCAGGAGAAGGACGCUUCCUUGCUGAGGCGUCAUUGGGACCUUUCUGCUACAGACGCUUUAUGAUUCCCUUGCUGAGGGGUUAUUGGGACGUCCAAGAUUCAGGGAGGGGCGGGAUAGUUGGGAGAGAUUUGUCUGCGUUUGCCGCUGCAGUACAUACAUGCAGUUUACUGCCUCGCUCCUUCUGUGUUAGAGCUGCAUGCGGUGCGAGUCAUGUUUGGGAUUUGGUUUGUAUCAUGUGGGAAUAUUAGACUUUAUGAAGUUGUUCGGGGAGCUAAGGGCUGCUCAUGGGACAGUGUAGAAUCAGGAUCCAGACGUAAGUAGCCUAGGAUUUUUCGUGAAACCUCAGGUGCGUGCUCGCGAGAACCUCCACACCAUACCGUUGUGCUCUGCGUGGACUCAUCGCAACAGCUCUUUCGAGUGAUGCGCCUGAGUUUGGACGGAAUCGUUGUGUGUGAUUUCCGUGUUUGUCGUGACCUCGUUUGCCUAAGACAAUAGUUUGGUUAUCAACGUGCGUUUACGGGUCACCAUGAUUUGUUCACCUUGUAGGUUUAUUCCUUUGGGAGUGAAACGGGAUAGCUCCGGCAACGUGUGCUUUGAUCGAGUGCGGCCGGCGCCCCAGAGCGUGCACCUCUGCGUGCCCCCUUCGUGCCCCCCUGUGCACAUCUAACCCCACUUUGCAUGUGCCCUUCAGACACGCUCUUGCUGUUGGCGGGACUUUGGUUGAGCCACCACUUAUACCUGUUCAGGGCCUUUGAAUAGCGGUUUUACGAACGAGGCGUUCUCCUCGUACAACAGCACACGGGCUGGUUGUGUUUUCUCAGAAAC
Molecule: messenger RNA, 1810 nt
Organism: Ectocarpus sp. CCAP 1310/34
Lineage: Eukaryota; Phaeophyceae; Ectocarpales; Ectocarpaceae
Source: the annotation of a GenBank genome assembly